AUGGAUUUCCUGUCAAAAGCAAUCUUUAAAUCCUCUUCGGUCCCAUAUAAAUAUUCCGAAGAAACCCGAGUUCACGGAUCUUUUGCAGAUAAAUACCCCCACGCUUGGACCAUCUACAAUGCAACCUCUCGCUCUGAUGACUCUCCUGCAACGGUUUUCGUCUGCGAUAAUGCAACUGUUCGUGCCUCCUCUGGCCCAUCUGCCCAAGUCUUUGCCCGUCAUAUGGCUACAAAACUAAGAACUCUUAAACUCCCAGGAAUUAUCAAAUUUAAAGACUUUUAUGAAUCUCCAGAAUCUUUAACUCUCGUCACAGAACAUGUCAUCCCACUCUAUCUCUACUUAGAAUCACAUGAACUCUCCGAUGAUGCCAUUUUUUGGGGGAUCCACACUAUUGCUAAAACUCUUGCACUCAUCCAUAAUACCUUAUCUUCGGCUCAUACAAAUAUUGACCUUGGCGCAAUCUACGUCAAUGAUUCUGGUGAAUGGGUCUUAGGAUCUUUUGAGUGUUUAGCCUCAGAACAAGAAUUUUCCCAACUCGCCUCAGCAGCUGCUAAACCUCCGGGCUUUCUUGGCCCCCUCUUCUCAUGCCUUCCUUCAAUCUCUGAAAAAGAUAUCCCCCGCGGCCGUACAAUCUCCCGCAGACAAAUGCUUGAUACUGCCCAAUUUGCAGAUCUUAUUGCUAAAAUCCUUGCAGAUAGACCAAGGGCAAGAGCAGCCAUUGGUGCCCAACUUUUAGCAAAACUCAAAUCAACCCGUCACUUGACUCCAUCUUCCCUAGAUGAUUUCCUAGCAAACUCUCCAGCCCUUUCUGACUCAAGCCAACUCGCUCAAAUCACAAAUGCACUACCUACUCUCCGCAUUACUGACGAAGAAACUAUCCUCGCAUUUCUAACUCUCCUAGACUCUGCUGGAGACAAGUUCCCCCAUGAAUACCUCCAUAACCAAGUCGUUCCAGCUCUCGUCGACACCUUCAACUCAGGCCGUCUCUCUGCAUCUUCUCUUCACCUUUUCUCUCUCGUCAUUCGUUUUUCCAAAGACAUGCCAUCCACUCAAUACAAAACUCUUGUUGCUCCACUUAUUGUCAAACAGUUUGCUGCCCCAGACCGCGCCGUCCGCACAUCUUUACUUCAAUCACUCCCUGAUUACAUUGCAUUUAUGGACACGCGCCUAGUCUCAGACAAGGUCUGGCCCAGUCUUGCAACUGGAUUCUCAGAUACUGACCCGGCCCUACGCGAACUUACAGUGCGUGCAGUUUUCUCUAUUGCUUCAAAACUCUCAGACCGCAUCCUCAAUGGCGACUUGCUACGCCAACUUGCCAAAGUCCAAAGUGACUCGCAAAAGGAAAUUCGCGCAAAUACAACAAUUCUUUUGGGGAAAAUCGCGCCACUAUUUUCUCAAAGCACACGCUCAGCUGUCCUUGUGGCUGCCUUUGGACGUGCACUUAAAGAUCCAUUUGUACAGUCAAGAUUGGCUAGUUUACGUGCACUCUCAGCAUGCAAUGAAUACUUUUCAAUUCAGGAUACUUGUAACAAGGUCUUGGGAACUCUGGCUCCUGCACUCGUUGACUCCGACUCUGUGGUGCGCAAAGAGGCCCUUGAGACAUUUGAAAUGUACUUUGAUAAAGUUAAAGAACAUGCCAAUGAGCUGGACCAAAAGCAACAGCAACAAUCAGGUGUUCCCACUGAUGAUAGCUCAGAUCAACAGCAACAGCUGAAUCAAAAUGGAGGAGAGUCGGCUGCUGCCACUGCUGGCUGGGCCAACUGGGCCUCUUCAUUGACCAUCAGUGUUGCUUCCAAAGCAGUUUCUGCAGUUUCCAGUUCGGCUUCAUCUCCUGCACCGUCUGAAGACAAACAACAAUCCACUACUACUACUACUACUACUACUUCCAAGUCCCCAGAGCCAUUAACCAGCCACAGCUCUUUUGGUCAAAAGGCAGUAACUAAAACCACUCCUUCAAUUGUGCGAAAGAAAUUGCCAACAACUUAUCAACCAAGCGCAGCAGACAACGAUGCAUGGGGAUCCGAAAACGAUGACGACGCUUGGGGUAACGGCGAUGAUGAUGACGGAGAUGCAUGGGGAAAUAAUGACGAUGGCAACGAUGGCAACGAUGACAACAAUGAUACAUGGGACUCUCCUACUACAUCUUCUACUCUUACCUCUCCCUCGCGCGUGCCUCCAGUUUCUCGCACUGGACCUAAAUCGCCAGCACACAAUCAUCACGGAGCACUACACUUGCCAUCACAUAACCAAGUUUCUGCAACACACAAGGCCCCUAAUGCAUUUGCACACGCAUUUGGUACUGCGGCGCUACAACAGUCUACAGCAGCAAGUCGUGCGCACUCCGUGUUGGCCAAGAAGCAAAAGGAGAAAGAGGAAGAGGAAGUAGAGGAUGCGUGGGAUGACUUUUAA
Magnusiomyces paraingens is the source of this 2409-nucleotide messenger RNA. RefSeq lists its product as uncharacterized. The coding region runs from base 1 to 2409 and encodes 802 amino acids. The transcript has a single exon. Lineage: Eukaryota; Fungi; Ascomycota; Dipodascomycetes; Dipodascales; Dipodascaceae. Gene Ontology annotation, cellular component: cytoplasm. Gene Ontology annotation, biological process: tRNA export from nucleus. The record is from RefSeq and is a predicted model, not a curated record.